Strongylocentrotus purpuratus (purple sea urchin) is the source of this 1407-nucleotide messenger RNA. Its product is annotated as transmembrane prolyl 4-hydroxylase. Gene Ontology annotation, molecular function: iron ion binding; procollagen-proline 4-dioxygenase activity; L-ascorbic acid binding. The transcript has 9 exons. Gene Ontology annotation, cellular component: endoplasmic reticulum. The record is from RefSeq and is a predicted model, not a curated record. Lineage: Eukaryota; Metazoa; Echinodermata; Echinoidea; Camarodonta; Strongylocentrotidae. Gene Ontology annotation, biological process: peptidyl-proline hydroxylation to 4-hydroxy-L-proline. The coding region runs from base 47 to 1318 and encodes 423 amino acids.
CGCUGUAUGUACUGUAAAUAUAGCCCAUAGCAGAUGUAGCUUAGCCAUGGGGAGCGCGGGUCGUGCAAGUACUGUCGUCUGCUCAGUGUUUCUAAUUACCGCUUUACUCCUCAAAAUUCACCUUGCAGCGGCAGACGAUGAGAAAGUUGAUUUGAAAGAACACGCUGAACAUUUCUACGGAUCUAAUCAGGACAAUAAGGACGGGGAUUGCCCAGAAUCAGACGGGGAAAAUGGAAUUUCCGAGGAGUCGGAUACUACGUUGGAAAGAGAGAAGGAAGUCCCGGUGAAGUUGACGCGACUGGACGGUGUACAGGUGGGGCACAUCCAGGAAAUCAAUCUCACGCCCGGUCGAUCACAUUCUCUACAUACAGUCAACAUGAAACCAUUAAUCUUUGAGAUUCCAGACUUCUUUUCUAACGAAGAAUGCCAGCACAUCAUACGGCUUGGCCAGGAGCAGGGUCUUGAAGUAAGCUCCACCCAUCAAAUCACCGCGGACAACACGCUCCGCCUCCUGGAUACGAACGGGGACCAAAGACUGAGUCUUCAAGAAAUGAGGAGAACGAUCGAGGAUGGCUAUGAUAUCUACCUUAAUGACGACGACAUCAGAGAAAUGUACUUCCGUCUCAAGUUGGAUCCGAAUCAGGAUGACUUCAUCAGUCGAUCGGAGUCGUCUGGUCUGAAGGUGCGUCAGUUGGCAGCAUACAUCAAGGACCUGGUCAGCAAGAAUCCCAUCAAGAAGUCUAGGUACAGCGAACAGACCUGGAUCUACCCGGAUAGGACCAAGGAUGACCUGGUCGCUGAGUUCCAAAGAAGGUUACUGAAAUUGACCAGGCUUCCUGAGCAGCUCAUCAACAAGUACAGCUUCUUUCAGGUGGUCAAGUAUGGCCCCCACGGUCACUAUAAUGCCCACUUGGACUCGGCCGGAGACACCAAAGGACUGCCGUGUUGUCAUCUGGUCACUACCAAGAAAUGCCGAAUUUGUAGGUACAUGACUAUAAUGGUUUACCUGAAUGAUGUCGAAGAAGGAGGGGAAACAGCAUUUGUAGUGGCUAACAAUGACACCUUUAGCGAUCAGACGCUUCGCAACAGCGGCAACAUCAACCUGAACAACCACUGCAGGGAGUCGAAGCUUCACGUUAGACCGCAGAAAGGCAAGGCGGUCAUCUGGUACAACCACUUCAUCGACGAGGAGACGGGAUGGUUCGGAGACGUGGAUAACUUUACCUGGCACGGGGGUUGUCCAGUUAUCAAGGGAGAGAAAUGGAUAAUGAAUAGAUGGAUCUGCGCAAGCAAUGACCGGGAGGUGGAUCUCGCGUAGUCUGCGGGGAGAGACUGAUUUUUCACACCUUAAAGCCCCUCUGCACUAGUUUAAUUAACAUUAAAAAAAGGGCAUCAUGGGGGAUCAAU